Messenger RNA from Suillus plorans, 1569 nucleotides. Its product is annotated as cytoplasmic protein. Gene Ontology annotation, biological process: mitotic spindle assembly checkpoint signaling; negative regulation of septation initiation signaling; ubiquitin-dependent protein catabolic process. The record is from RefSeq and is a predicted model, not a curated record. The coding region runs from base 1 to 1569 and encodes 522 amino acids. Gene Ontology annotation, molecular function: ubiquitin protein ligase activity; protein binding. The transcript has 3 exons. NCBI's taxonomy places the organism in Eukaryota, Fungi, Basidiomycota, Agaricomycetes, Boletales, Suillaceae. Gene Ontology annotation, cellular component: mitotic spindle pole body; ubiquitin ligase complex; cell division site.
AUGACGCCGACAACUGGUGGUGGUCUUGUUUCAAAUCAUGAUUCUCCAGUUGUUGUUGCACCGCAACGGUCCACAGUGACCAUUUUAGGAUCCUUUCUUCGACGCCCAAGAGGAACUUCUACUUCGCAGCAACAACCAUCACCAGCAGAUUCCCCACCCUCUCCAACAACCCCGUCAGCAAUAAGGCGACGAAGUUUUGUACCUCAAAUAAACUCAUCUUCAAAUAACACCACAAGCCUUGGUCCAAUCUCAAACAUUCUACGUCGCAGGCGGUCAGCCGGCACCGUCAACAAUCAACCAAUAAUGCCCGCUCCACAACCUCUCCUCAGAGCAACAACGUUCUCCAAUAACAAUAACCAAACCCACCGUAUCCGCUUAGUUCCCCACCUCGACUCUCGCCGCACACUCCGCUUCGAACCCAUAACCCGCGACCUCAAGGACAACGACAUCCCCCUCCGCAUUGGCCGCUUCACAGAUCGCUCAGGAAUAGGUCUCGCAGCAGUAAAUGCUCUAAACACGAAUAAACUCGCCUUCAAGAGCAAAGUCGUCUCUCGUGCCCAUGCUGAGAUCUGGGCUGACAAUGGCAAAUUCUAUAUCAAAGAUACGAAAUCUUCUUCAGGCACCUUCCUUAAUCAUCUACGCCUCAGUCCCGCGGGCUCGGAGAGUAAACCCCAUCAGCUUAAAGAUGGGGAUAUCGUUCAGCUGGGAGUCGAUUACCAGGGAGGAACCGAGGAUAUUUACAAGUCUGUAAAGAUUAGGAUCGAGGUAGGGAGGGAGUGGCAGGCUGCUCCUAAUGCUUUCAACACAAACGCCCUCUCACAACUCCGCUCCCUCUCCGCAGACCCCCACAGCCACCCACAAGGCGCAAUCGCCCAUGGCAAAAAACGAAUGCCAAAGACUAACAUCCCCGAUUGUUGUAUCUGCCUCUUCGCAGUAACAAUCCGCCAAGCCCUAUUCAUAGCCCCCUGCAGUCACGCAUUCCACUACAAAUGCAUUCGUCCUCUCCUCGACGCUCACACUUCCGCAUUCAGCUGUCCCCUCUGUCGCACAUUCGCAGAUCUCGAUGAAGACGUCGAAGUUGAGAUCGAACCUGAACUUGAGCUCGAAGCCGAGGCUGUUUCGUCACCUGAAGAAGACGACGAUGACGAGCUCGAUAGAGGUAGUGGGGAGAAGGAUAAACUGGCGCCUCCCAUGGUGAGAGAUGGAGCUGAGACGGAGGUAGAGGGCGAUGCGAGGGGUCCGCGCGCUAGGAUACGGACUGCGGGACAUGUCAUCCAUCCUCAAUCCCAAACACAAUCACAAUCAAAUCCACAAUGUCUAUCACACCCCUACCCAAUCGCCCAAACUCAUCCACCCCGCGACGAUGCAGAUCUCGACGAAGAGCUGAUGGAUCUGAUAGACGUAGAUUCAGACGAGGGUGAUUUAGAUGCGGGGGUGUUUGUGAGGGGUGGGAGUGGUAACGGGAGCGGCAACGGGAGUGCAGAGGGGAUGGGUAUUGAGAGCGGGAUGGGAGGGGUGGCCAUGAUGGUGGAUGGGGAAGGCGUUAUCAGCGUGAAGCGGAAACGUUAA